Messenger RNA from Anopheles cruzii, 2803 nucleotides. RefSeq names its product RUN and FYVE domain-containing protein 2-like. The transcript is spliced from 9 exons. The record is from RefSeq and is a predicted model, not a curated record. The coding region runs from base 291 to 2657 and encodes 788 amino acids. Gene Ontology annotation, cellular component: cytoplasm. NCBI's taxonomy places the organism in Eukaryota, Metazoa, Arthropoda, Insecta, Diptera, Culicidae. Gene Ontology annotation, molecular function: metal ion binding.
CUUUUACCGAAAACCGGCCAUUUAUCCGCCUAAGGUGGCUCACCAAAGUUCACGAGCUGCGACGCAAAUCUGGACCGAACGUUUGGGAAGAAAGUUGUCGCCAUCUGUUUCACUCAAUCCAAAGUGUCCACAUGUCAAAGAAGUGUCUAGUUUCGCUGUCUAGUACCAGUAACCGCACUAUACAAUACGGAAGUCAGCCGGAAAAACAAAAGUAAAUUUUCACGAACGAUUCGCUGAGUCGCCGCGACAGCAUCUCGUACAAUCUUGUAAUUGUAAAGCAGCAUCCAAAGAUGCGUGCACUAGGAAUCGCUCAGCCCAACAACCAUCACCAGACGGGCAGCGGCAGUACCACCACCGGGCACGGAUCGGGAAACGGGAGCAACGGUAAGAACGGCAAUGUGGAUCUCGGACCAUCCACCGGCACUCUGAUUACGCUGCCCCGGGCCGUACCCGCCAGCCAUCAUACGGCGGGCGGCAUUGGCGCGCCGCCCGGUGACGUCACGCAUGCCGUCGCCAUCCGCGGCGGAGCUGGUGGUGGCAACGUUGCCGGCGGUGGCAGUGUCAGCGAUACUGCUGCCCAGGACACGAUUUAUUUGUGCAACUUUCGCGUCACCGUCGACGGCGAGUGGCUCUGUUUGAAGGAGCUGCAGGACCUCGAUAUCAAAGAUGGCUCAGGGGGCGCAGGUCCGACCGGUGCCGGUGGUGGUACGACGAGCGGCACUGAAGCGAUGGGCAUCGGCGGAGGUGGCGGUAGCGGCGGUGGCGAUUGCAACGCACUCAAUAGUUUCGGUAUAAUUGAGAACGUAAAAUGCGAGGAGAAGAUUAUCGAGCGCGAUUGGGUUAACUACUACUCGCGAGAUCCUGCCUCGAUUGAGCGGAGCAAUCUGGUGAAGAUAUGCAAACUGGUGGUCAAGGAGCUGCUGGAGCAAUCGCUACGCUUUGGGCGGAUGCUCGAUUCUGAUCAUCUGCCAUUGCAACACUUCUUUAUCGUACUCGAACACGUCCUGCGCCAUGGUCUGAAACCGAAAAAGGGCCUGCUGGGGCCGAAAAAGGAACUGUGGGACAUACUGCAGAGCGUGGAGCGUUAUUGUGUGGAAGCGCUGGACAUAACGUCAUCGGUGCGCGACUUGCCCACGGUUCGGACCCAUAUGGGGCGCGCCCGUGCGUGGCUUCGAUUGGCGCUGAUGCAAAAAAAGUUGGCCGACUACCUGCAGGUGUUGGUGGAACACCGGGACGAUUCGUUGGCCGAGUAUUACGAGCCCCACGCGUUGAUGCUGAGCGACGAGAUAAUCAUCAUUGUGGGCAUUCUGGUUGGGCUGAACGUCAUCGAUUGCAAUCUGUGCGUGAAGGAAGAGGACCUGGACUCGCAGCAAGGUGUGAUCGAUUUUUCGCUCUACCUUCGCUCGAGUUCCCGCAACAGUCCGGACGAAGAAAACAAUGGCGGGCUCGGGGGCGGUGUCGUCGAUAGUGCCACCGGUGCCAUGACCGCCGUGUUGGAUCAGAAAAACUAUAUCGAGGAGCUGAACCGGCACCUAAAUGCCACCGUAGCAAACCUGCAAGCGAAAGUGGAAUCGCUCACGACGACGAACGCGCUGAUGAAGGAGGAUCUGGCGAUUGCGCGAAACAGCUUGAUGGCUUUGCAGGCGGAAAAUUCGGCCCUCCGGAGAGCCUCCCAGCAUGGGCAUCCGAUCGAGGACAAGACGAACGUGCUGGACCGCUUCGACCCGGAAAUGGCGGAAACGUUGGCCGAGGAGCGAAAGAAGCGCCAAGAAGUGGAGAAAGAGUUGGAUUUGCAAGUCUCUAUAAAGGCAGAAAUCGAAAUGGCCAUGAAGUUGCUGGAGAAGGACAUUCACGAUAAGCAGGAUACGAUCGUUUCAUUGCGGCGCCAGCUGGAGGAUAUCAAAUCGAUCAAUCUGGACAUGUACCGUAAGCUGCAGGAGUGCGAAGCCUCUUUGAAGCACAAAACGGAGCUAAUGUCGAGGAUGGAAACGCAGCGCGCAUCGAUGGCAAAUGCCAUCACGCAGUUGGAGAAAAAAUACAAGUCGGAAACGGUGAGCUUGAACGCACUGCAGGACUCAUCUCAAGCCCUAUCUUUACAAGUGGUCGCCAGCGAACAGAGGGCAGCCAGGGCGGAAGCUGAUUUGCGUAUCGAACGCGAAUGGCGCUCAGCCAUGCAGGAGAACGAAGUGAAGCAUAAAGAGCUUAUCAGCGAGAUGCAGCUUCAGAUGAAACAAUUGACGGAUGAUUCGAAGCAACUCGGAAAGGCAAACACGGAACUAGAAAAACUGCGCAGCCAAUGGGCAGAAGAUCAACGCACCCUGGAAGAGCUCGGGGUGCAGCUAAGCGUGAACAAGUUGCAGAUAUCGGAGCUGAAAGAAAAGGUGACGGGAGGCCACCGGCCAUCCGAUGCUACCAGCGAAACUGAUCCGGGCGGUGGCGGUUGGACUCCGGAUAAGAUCGUAUCAAGGUGCACCGGGUGCGAAAAGGAGUUUAGCAUGACACGGCGAAAACACCACUGUCGGAAUUGUGGGAAAAUCUUCUGUUCCAGCUGCUCGGAACAUGUGGCAGCUUUGCCGGUAGCAAACGAUCACCUGCCGGUAGGUGGUAAACCGGUUCGCGUUUGUGAUCACUGUUGGGAGAAACUAACCGCAAAGUAAUGAUGUAGUAUUCGGAACAAUUUUAUCGAGAUAUAUUUUUAUAACCAGUCGCGCCAAACCUAAACCGUUGCUACCCGAAUGCCUUAUGAUGAGAUGAAAGCAACGUUGUACAUAGUUUACGAAUAUGAAUGAUAUUAGUGACCACC